Messenger RNA from Vanderwaltozyma polyspora DSM 70294, 1245 nucleotides. RefSeq names its product Tkp1 protein. Gene Ontology annotation, cellular component: cytoplasm. The record is from RefSeq and is a predicted model, not a curated record. Bases 1 to 1245 code for a protein of 414 amino acids. Gene Ontology annotation, molecular function: RNA binding. NCBI's taxonomy places the organism in Eukaryota, Fungi, Ascomycota, Saccharomycetes, Saccharomycetales, Saccharomycetaceae. The transcript has a single exon.
AUGAAUCACUCAGAUAUUAAGUUAACAUCUGAACACGGUAGCGCUGCUAAGGUUCCCUUUGACAGUAACAAAGCGGACGAUUCGUUAGACACUUCACUACACAAUAAUAAUUCAGGUGAUACCUCUACGAAGGUUCCACAAGAUGAAUCUUUGAAAAAUUCUUUUAAAGGAAUCAACGGUUCUCCUGCAUACGGUCCGAGCAAUAAUCCAUAUUAUUCACCAUAUGCGUUGAUGUCCCACCCAUACCCAAUUGGUUGGUCUCCAUAUGGUAACCAUUUUACACCACCAAUCUACCCUAAUUACUUUGACCCAAAUUACGCAGGUAUACAUCCCGGAUUGCAAUUUCCUAUCCCACCUUCGAUUCCUAGUGACUAUUACCAUCACAAUCCUCCAAUUACUCCAACUCAAGCACCUCCAAGCACCUCUGCUACGGAUUCAAACUCUCAAACCCAACAUGCUUCAGUUAUUUCAAAACCAAAGGACAUGAUUAUGCUAACCAGAGCUACGUCGGCUCAUGAUUUUGACAGAUGGAUUACUGACUUUGUUAAAUUCCUAAAGCAAAACAAGUUAGAUGACUUAAUCCCAGACAAAUACGGUUCUGCCAAACGUACCCCAAACAAUGUUGAUAAAGCCUUUAUCUUAAACACAUUUAAUAUGUAUGUGCCAGAAAAUUCGUAUCCUGACUGGAUGAAACGUUCAGCUUCGAAGAAGACUGAUCUUCUUACUCUAAUUCUACAUGCCAUUGGAACUGUUGCUAAUAAUGAUCCACUUGAGGAAUUAAUCAAAGCAUUGAAUAACCUCACCUUCGAUGGAUCCAGCGCUGCAUUUAUAUUUGCCGCUAAAAUACGUUCUCUAGUAGAGAAUUGUAGAAAUUCUGAGAUUAAUAUUCCCGAAACCCUCAUUUGCAAGUGUAUUAUGAAUGGCUUGAAAGGAGCAUAUCAUUCGUUAACAAAAAGAUAUGCUCUGGACGGUACUGAGGUAACUUUGGAUUUACUUUUAAGAGAUAUCCAAAUUUUAUACGAACUCGAGAACAAACGGGAGAAAACUUCCAACCGGAUAAAACCUACACCGAAUACUGCGGUCAAACCUGUAGCUACUAAUGUGAAAAAUAAUUCUGUUGCUAAAGUGACUAAUGCUAAGUCAGCAUUUAAGAAGUCCACUAAGCCAACUUCACAUAAAGCUAACAACAUCACACCAGGUCUGGUAGAGCUGGAUGCUGAUGACAAUACCCUUAGGCUCGCCUAA